Diaporthe batatas is the source of this 555-nucleotide messenger RNA. RefSeq lists its product as uncharacterized. The record is from RefSeq and is a predicted model, not a curated record. The transcript is spliced from 4 exons. Lineage: Eukaryota; Fungi; Ascomycota; Sordariomycetes; Diaporthales; Diaporthaceae. Bases 1 to 555 code for a protein of 184 amino acids.
AUGCAGACCACCACUUUCGUUUCAGCCAUUGUGGCUUCCCUUAUUAUUCACGUCUCACAUGCCGUGCCCACAAUCCUAGAGAACACUCUUUUCGCCAUAGAACACACUGUCAAGACGGGCCAUCCGGAGGCCUACCACGCCCUCAUGACCUCGCCGCUCAUCACUCUGGAGGGCAGCGUGAGCAGGCGCCAGGAAGUCUCUGUUGACAUUACCCCGGAUCCGAACCGGCCCAUCGUCACUCCUCCGUACAUCUUUGUGCUCCAGUGCGAUCUCGCUGGUUUCCGCGGCAGCUGCUUGUCUUUCGGAGCACCACCGGGGUUAUGCGUGAACUACGACAGCUUUAGUAGCAACCAAACCUUCCUAGACAAAUAUGAGAACAAGACCUCUUCGCUGAGCACCAACACAGGAGGGGCCUGCCAAUUCUACAAGUUUAUCGAUUGCGACAACAAGGGCGACGACCGCGGAGUCACCUUGAGUUACAACUACAACCUCAAUGAAACAACAGACGACUACAGUGGUGACUAUGAUAACCAGAUCAGCUCUUGGAGAUGUUGA